This is a messenger RNA of Boeremia exigua, 864 nucleotides long. RefSeq lists its product as uncharacterized. Lineage: Eukaryota; Fungi; Ascomycota; Dothideomycetes; Pleosporales; Didymellaceae. The record is from RefSeq and is a predicted model, not a curated record. The transcript has a single exon. Bases 163 to 789 code for a protein of 208 amino acids.
CAUUACUUGGGUGAAAUGAGCAACCCACUGAUGAUCACAUCCCUGCGUAACUGACAUGCGCGCCUCGUCAAGACAGGCUUUGCCAACUUGACGAAGCUUUCACAACGCCCCCACGUUGUUACUUCAAGUGGCGUUUUUCUGGUCCAUGCUCCGCUCUAGCCCAUGAGCAUCUCUCGACCUCAUGUCUCUGCAACAUGGACUUCAUUUUCCGACUCCACUCAAGCGCAUAGCCACGCGGACCUAAGCUCAAGCAUUGUCAGGCGGAGGCGCAGACAGAGUCCGCAUGACUUUCAGAUGGCGCUCUUUGCCAGCUGGCAACAGAAUACGAGAGGAGACUCCUCCACGCAUAAUGCAGGGAGUAGAGGGUACCUAGGUACUUCCGCUCGAUACAGCAAGACACACGGCAGCAACGGCACCAGGUGUGACCCGAGGUCCUGGAGUCACAUCGCGUUUCUUACCAGGAUUCAGGUCGGACAAGUCAGGCCCGACAGAACAGCCUCGCGAGCUGUGCCUGAUCCUCAGUGGACCUGGCUCAUGUUCCCCCACGCCAGUAGCCGAGGUCCAAGAAGGGAACCAGCAACAUGCUCUCCGCUGUGGGUCCUCGAGAUCCCGAUGCUUGAGAAGAAAUUCUUGUUUCGUACUCUUCAAAUGCCGAUAUUUUACAAGUCAUGCCGCUGCUCCACAUUACCGUGUCAAGUUGCCAAGGCGUCCAACCCGAUAAUCAGAGACGCAAACGACCAUCGCUUAAGUCAUAAGAGAUCGAACAUCCUCGGACGAUCCAUCGAAUGAGAUCGAACAUGAUUCUUGGGCGCCCAUGUGCACAACUUCACGAUGGUACCCAGUAAAAGGCCUGCAUCUUUAUGC